Molecule: messenger RNA, 2360 nt
Organism: Serinus canaria (Common canary)
Lineage: Eukaryota; Metazoa; Chordata; Aves; Passeriformes; Fringillidae
Gene: CDC42EP2
Product: CDC42 effector protein 2
Source: RefSeq, a predicted model, not a curated record
UCCUCAUCCUCCGGCUGGCCCCGGGAUUGUCCCCAAGCCGGGCUUUUCCUGGGAGAAGGGAGGGGUCCCGCUGUCCCCUGGCAUGGAACUGGCACCGCUCCGCCACCCCCGGGCCGGGCUCGCCGCUGGAUUCCCCAGGCUGUCCUGAGCCGCCAUGGCCACCAAGGUGCCGAUCUACCUGAAGAGGGGCAGCCGCAAGGGCAAGAAGGAGAAGCUGCGGGACAUCCUUUCCUCGGACAUGAUCAGCCCUCCGCUGGGCGACUUCCGCCACACCAUCCACGUGGGCAGCGGCGGCGAGGGCGACACGUUCGGGGACAUCUCCUUCCUGCAGGGCAAGUUCCACCUGCUGCCCCACGGCGCCGACGGGACCGCGCUGCCGCCGAGGCACGCGACGCCGCCGCCGCCCUUCGAGUUCUCGCGCACGGCCACCAUGUCGGGCGGCGAGGCGGCGGCGCCGUCGCCGCUGCUCAAGAACGCCAUUUCCCUGCCGGCGUUGGGCGCGGCCCAGGCGCUGACCCUGCCCGCGGCGCAGGCCCCGCCGAAACCCCCGCGGCUGCACCUGGACGAGGCCGCGCCGUCGUCGCCGUCGUCACCGUCACCAUCGUCGUCGCCGUGCCCGCGGCUGGCCGCCAACGGCGAGGCCGAGCCCUUCCUGUCGCACGCCGGGUCCCUGCUGUCCCUGCACGUGGACCUGGGGCCGUCCAUCCUGGAGGACGUGCUGCAGGUCAUGGACCGGCACCAGGCCGAGCGCGGCGCCGCCGCCCGGCCGGAGAUCCUGACGUGAGGGCGGAGGCGGGGGGAAAGGGAGAGGAUGAGGAUGGAGGAGGAUUUUGGGUGGUUUUGGAUGUGGAUCUCGGAUUCCAGCUCGGAUUCCCGCCUUUCCUCACGGUGAGGAUGAGGAUGGAGGAGGAUUUUGGGUGUUUUGGAUGUGGAUCUCGGAUUCCAGCUCGGAUUCCCGCCUUUCCUCACGGUGAGGAUGAGGAUGGAGGAGGAUUUUGGGUGUUUCGGAUCUCGGAUUCCAGUUCGGAUUCCCACCUUUCCUCACGGUGAGGAUGAGGAUGGAGGAGGAUUUGGGGUGGUUUUGGAUGCGGAUCUCGGAUUCCAGCUCGGAUUCCCACCUUUCCUCACGGUGAGGAUGAGGAUGGAGGAGGAUUUGGGGUGGUUUUGGAUGCGGAUCUCGGAUUCCAGCUCGGAUUCCCACCUUUCCUCACGGUGAGGAUGAGGAUGGAGGAGGAUUUUGGGUGGUUUUGGAUGUGGAUCUCGGAUUCCAGCUCGGAUUCCCGCCUUUCCUCACGGUGAGGAUGAGGAUGGAGGAGGAUUUUGGGUGGUUUUGGAUGUGGAUCUCGGAUUCCAGCUCGGAUUCCCGCCUUUCCUCAUGGUGAGGAUGAGGAUGGAGGAGGAUUUUGGGUGUUUUGGAUCUCGGAUUCCAGCUCGGAUUCCCGCCUUUCCUCACGGUGAGGAUGAGGAUGGAGGAGGAUUUUGGGUGGUUUUCGGACGUGGAUCUCGGAUUCCAGCUCGGAUUCCCGCCUUUCCUCACGGUGAGGAUGAGGAUGGAGGAGGAUUUGGGGUGGUUUUGGAUGCAGAUCUCGGAUUCCAGCUCGGAUUCCCGCCUUCCCUCACGCCGGGUGAGGGCUCGGCCUCGGGGGAGAAGCCCAGUGACCCCCUGAGCUCUCCCAGCCCCCUCAGUGCCGGAGCUGACCACGCUGGAUCCCGCCGGGUGAAUUCCCAAAGAUUCCGGCCAGGAGGAUUCGGGGUUUGUUCUCCACGGCUCUGACCCUCCUGAGCCACCACGGCGCUGUCACCUCAACCUCUGCUCCACGAAACCCUUUGAAAAUCCCACGGGUGGGGAAAUCUCCGCUGGGCUCCGUGUCCCUGCGGAGAAGCCAAAACUCCCCGUGGAGGAGCCGGGAUAACCUCUUGUUUUAGGAACUCGAUCCACAGAGGGGCCAAAAAACCCCUCUGGGGCCCAACCGGAGCGACUGGAAAUGGUCGAGGAGGCGCAAAACCAACCCAAAACCCCCGCGUGAGCCACAGGUGGAUCUGGCACCGAGGGAUCCCUCACGGAUUGUUGGGAAUGCCGAGGGAAUUCCAGCUGGAUUUUGGGGAAUAGGGACAAAAACCCUGCUGGAAAACGCUGCUGCUGGAGGAGCCACCGGGACAGGGUGGGACCUUGGCCGGGCUCCUGUCACAGAUUCCAUCCUUUCACCCAUUCCUGGCAGUUUGAGCCCAAAAUGAGGCCGGGAUCCCCCUUGGGCGGAGCCGGGGCCCCUCCUGACCCCGCUGGUGCUGCUCCUCAUUGCCUAAUUAAGAGUCUAAUUUAGGUUAUCUGACUAAUGACUCAUUAGAUUCUCGUUAAGGAA